AUGUCGGAGAGUCAGGAAGGUUCGAACAUCGAUUCUAAUUGUGAAGCAGUAGUUGUCGUCGUCGUAGUUGUGGGCGACGUUGUGGGCGACGUUGUUGGGGACGUUGUGGGUGACGUCGUAGGCGACGUUGUGGGCGACGUUGUUGGUGACGUUGUGGGCGACGUUGUUGGUGACGUUGUGGGCGACGUUGUUGGUGACGUUGUAGGCGAUGUAGUGGGUGACGUUGUAGGCGACGUCGUGGGCGAUGUUGUGGGCGACGUUGUGGGUGACGUUGUAGGCGACGUUGUGGGUGACGUUGUGGGCGAUGUUGUGGGCGACGUUGUGGGCGACGUUGUGGGCGACGUUGUGGGCGACGUUGUGGGUGAUGUUGUAGGCGACGUUGUGGGCGAUGUUGUUGGUGACGUUGUGGGCGACGUCGUGGGCGACGUUGUUGGGGACGUUGUGGGUGACGUCGUAGGCGACGUUGUGGGCGACGUUGUUGGUGACGUUGUGGGCGACGUUGUUGGUGACGUUGUGGGCGACGUUGUUGGUGACGUUGUAGGCGAUGUAGUGGGUGACGUUGUAGGCGACGUCGUGGGCGAUGUUGUGGGCGACGUUGUGGGUGACGUUGUAGGCGACGUUGUGGGUGACGUUGUGGGCGACGUUGUGGGUGACGUUUACGAUUGUUGCGAUGUUGUGGGUGACGUUGUGGGCGACGUUGUGGGUGACGUUGUAGGCGAUGUUGUGGGUGACGUUGUGGGCGACGUCGUGGGCGACGUUGUGGGCGACGUUGUGGGUGACGUUGUAGGCGAUGUUGUGGGUGACGUUGUGGGCGACGUUGUGGGCGACGUUGUAGGUGGCGGAGGUGUUGGUGUAGGGUUUGGGUGA
Molecule: messenger RNA, 867 nt
Organism: Gigantopelta aegis
Lineage: Eukaryota; Metazoa; Mollusca; Gastropoda; Neomphalida; Peltospiridae
Exons: 3
Coding region: 1-867 (288 amino acids)
Source: RefSeq, a predicted model, not a curated record